AAGUCGGUUGUCAAACAAACCCCAAUAUCCAUCUCGUAUGUUCGCAGCAUGAGACAAUUACGGAAUCACCCUCCCAUAAAAGAACAACAUCAUCCAGCAGGCCAGGCCGUAUGGAGAAGAAGAAGACGAAGAGACACGCGGCCCAUAACGGCGGACCUUCCCACGUUGGCGGCGGCGGAGGAGAUACGGCCCGUCGGCAGCGCGGCCCACGGUCAAUCGACGGGUCUCCGCGUUCCUCGGCGCACGUUAGCGUCCCCCUCCCAUAGCGGUGGUCUCCUCUCUGUUGCUCUCCACAUCAGCCGCCCCACCCCUCCCUCCCUCCAUCACUCCUUUAUACCUAACCCUAUCUCGCAUUAUGUCACCGUCCUCCGCCGCCCAAUCGUCUCCUCCUCCGCCUUCUGGCUCUCGUACCGUCAGAUCUUCCGUCUCUUAUCGUAAUCGAUCCGAUCCAUGGCUGCAUCGCCUUCACCGUCGGCAGAGGAACGCCUUACAUCCCUGCCGGAGAUCCCCUUCUCCAACGUCACCGUUGCGUCCCACGGCGGCGCUUCCUCUCGCCGCCUCCCUCCGCCGUGCUGGUCCAACGACGAGACCUCCGCUCUGAUCGACGCUUACAGGGACAAGUGGUAUUCCGUUCGCCGCGGGAAUCUCCGGGCCAAUCACUGGCAGGAGGUGGCGGAGGAUGUCGCCAUGAGGUGCCCCGUCGACACUCCCAAGACCUCGAUGCAGUGCCGCCACAAGAUGGAGAAGCUCCGCAAGCGUUACCGCGCCGAGAUUCAACGCGCGGCCUCCUACGGCGCCGGAUCCUCCCGCCGUUACUGCUCCACCUGGAUCCACUUCAGAGGCAUGGACGAAAUGGAAAGGGGCCCAGAUGCGGCCUCUCCAGCCCCUGACGAUGAAGAAUUGGAAGAGGAUCAGGACGGUUUCAAUCAAAGUAGCCUCAAUCACGCCGGCCAUAUUUACAACCACAACAAUCUCGGUCAUAAUGAACGGAAUAGCUUUCAAGAGUCAGUGAUCAACACGGGCGGACCUGGAUUUCGGAUUCGAGUUAACAGCGCGAGGCCUAAAGCCAUCCCUUACAGCACACCUGAUGAAAUGUUGGGGCAAUUCCCUAAUCACAGCUUCAACAAUGGAUCCAGUAGAUAUCAUAGAGGAGAUGGGGAAACUAAGAAAGAGAAAAUGGUGCUUGGAGAAGAGACGGGAAGGAAGAGAAGGGGUGAUCCGAUAAUGGAGGCGGCGAAAGCCAUCAAGGUAAUGGCAGAAGGGCUUGCGAGGAUGGAGAGUAUGAAAAUGGAUGUGGCCAGGGAGUUGGAAGAGAAGAAGAUGGAAAUGGAGAUGAAGAAGACUGAAAUGAUUCUCGAAUCCCAGCGGAGGAUGGUUGAAGCUUUUGCUGACGCCUUGUCCGAGAGGAAGGCCAAUAGAAUCCAAACCCCGGAACGGUAAGAGCGAUUGUAGUUUUUAUAGUCACUUGUGUUAAUCUUUCCUCCUUUGAAACAUCGGAAUGAAUUAAUUGCUUGACAUUGCCAGUUUAGCAAACCAACUGAGUAUUUAAAGCGUUCUGAAAUGAAGUUUAUUAGAUUUUCUCUAGGAAUUGCAUAAUAUGCUUAGACUAUUUAUCUGCUCCCAGACUUUACGUUGUG
Molecule: messenger RNA, 1637 nt
Organism: Cuscuta campestris
Lineage: Eukaryota; Viridiplantae; Streptophyta; Magnoliopsida; Solanales; Convolvulaceae
Source: the annotation of a GenBank genome assembly